Molecule: messenger RNA, 1564 nt
Organism: Calliphora vicina (urban bluebottle blowfly)
Lineage: Eukaryota; Metazoa; Arthropoda; Insecta; Diptera; Calliphoridae
Product: RCC1-like G exchanging factor-like protein
Exons: 2
Coding region: 99-1466 (455 amino acids)
Biological process (GO): positive regulation of mitochondrial translation
Cellular component (GO): mitochondrial inner membrane
Molecular function (GO): guanyl-nucleotide exchange factor activity; rRNA binding
Source: RefSeq, a predicted model, not a curated record
CAACACAAAAUAAUUGAAGCAUGUUGUUGUUACCAAAUAAAUUAAUUUAAUUAGUUUAGUUAUAAAAUAUAAGCGAAAAUAUAAAUUUAUAAAUAAAAAUGCUGGCCAAUUUAGCAAGACGUAAAAAUUUACUGUAUCGCACAUACACAACAAAAGCGAAAAGGAGUCUGCUUAAACAAGAUCAAACUAAAAUUAAAGUUAUUGAAACAAAACCUUCAAAUCCUCAUAAGGAACGAGUGUACGCAUGGGGCUACCAGGAGACCGGAGCUCUGGGCAUACAAACAAGUGUCAAAAAAGCUCAGGAACGUUAUACCGAAAUGAUACAUCAUCCAACUCGCAUGCAAUUUUCGGUAAAUAAUGAAAUAAUUGAUAUAACUGCUGGCUAUGGCUUCUCAGCUUUUGCUGUUAAGCGUUCAGAUGGUGAGACAUUAUUUGGCGCUGGUUUAAAUACCGAUUCACAGUUGGGUCUACAAAUGAAAGGUCAUUCCAAUGAUCCCAGAAAUUUAGAUGUCAUAAUAUAUCCCACGGCCAUUAAAUUGCCUAGAGUUGCGGGAGAAACAGAUGAAGAUAUGAUGAUUAAGUGCAUGUCAGCUGGAAGAGCACAUUUGGUUGUGGUAACUAAAAAUGGCACCAUCUUCUCUAUGGGCAAUAAUGCAUAUGGUCAGUGUUGUCGCGAAAUAAUUGAGGAUGAAGCCUAUAAAGGUAGCUCCCUAAUAUAUCGUUUAUCUCAAAAAGAUAUUUGUGGCCAGGAAGAUGAAAUUAUUGAUGUGGUGUGUGGUCAGGACCAUACAAUGUUUUUAACCCGACAGGGACGUGUUUAUACAUGUGGCUGGGGAGCAGAUGGUCAAACAGGCCAAGGACAUUAUGAAACUACUGGAAGAAUAUCUCAGGCUUUGGGUGAUAUAUCAAAAGAACAUAUAGUUAAAUUAGCAUGUUCUUCGGAUUGUGUACUAGCUCUUAACGACAAGGGAGAAGUUUUUGGUUGGGGCAAUUCUGAAUAUGGUCAAUUGGAUGACUCUGACAAUGCCAUUACUCAAAUAAACACUCCACAAUAUUUAAAGUUAACCAAAGGAAUUGGUAAACUUAAAGACAUAGCUGCUGGUGGAUCCUUUUGCAUGGUCCUCAAUGAAGAAGGUCUUGUUUACACCUGGGGUUUUGGUAUUUUAGGCUUUGGUCCUUAUGUUGAACAAACAUCUAAGCCACAACAUCUAUUACCACCCCUCUUUGGCAGAAAUGAUUUUAGCGAUAAGACCUAUGUGACCUCAAUAGGUUGUGGCGUUUUCCAUAUGGGCGCCAUUAAUUCGGAUGGCGAUCUUUUUAUGUGGGGCAAAAAUCGUUUUGGUCAUUUAGGUUUAGGUCAUAAACAAGAUCAAUUUUUCCCUUUGAAAACAGCAGUUAACGGUAAAGUUACGAAAGUGGCGUUUGGUGUUGAUCAUACAUUGGCCAUGUGUAAACCUUUUAUGUAAACUUAAGUCUAUGUUAGUUUAUUUGUUAUAGAUUAAGGAAAAUAUGUAUGUAGACAUUUAUUACAUAAAAAUAUAAAUUACAGCAGAAAAAAUGGAAA